Ctenopharyngodon idella (grass carp) is the source of this 1566-nucleotide messenger RNA. RefSeq names its product basic helix-loop-helix family, member a15 (gene bhlha15). Lineage: Eukaryota; Metazoa; Chordata; Actinopteri; Cypriniformes; Xenocyprididae. Bases 263 to 817 code for a protein of 184 amino acids. Gene Ontology annotation, molecular function: protein dimerization activity. The transcript is spliced from 2 exons. The record is from RefSeq and is a predicted model, not a curated record.
UGCUUGCGCCAGCUCAUGGGUGACUCGAGAAGAAACGGGUCCCUCCUUUGAUUGGCCACAAAAGCGCUACGUGGACAUCGAGCAGCAACAGGUAGAGCGCGUGACCGUUAUCAUUUCAUUCUGACUGCGGCUGUCAGGACGACAACAGCGCUUCACGUCAGCUAAUUAUCGCUCUCCGCAAGGCUCUUAUCGCGCAAACAUCUUCUCGAGUUUGGUGGAAAUCUAUUUCGAGGGCCUACACCAGGGUGUGGGUGAGUCAAGUAUGAAGUCCAAAGGAAAGGGGUCAAAGCGGGGCAGACAGUCUUGGGCAGAGCAGGACGACCCAGACUUUACGCUGGAAACCGAGCCAGGUUCCAGCGAGCAGGAGGGUUCAGAGGCGUCCGUGAGGCUGGGUGGGACGUGGAGAACACUGAGGGGCGAGGGGCAUGGUCGUACCCGAGUGGGCGCGCGUCGCAGGCGCCAGCACGGCAACGCUAAGGAACGCAACGUCCGCAGGCUGGAGAGUAAUGAGAGAGAGAGGCAGAGGAUGCACAAACUCAACAACGCCUUUCAGGCCCUACGGGAGGCCAUUCCUCAUGUCAAAACAGACAAGAAACUUUCCAAGAUUGAGACUCUCACGCUGGCCAAGAAUUACAUCAAGGCCUUAACCACCAUCAUCCUAGGCAUGUCGAAUGCCUGCCUGCCUCACGCAGAAAGUCACAUGGAGACUAAUGCCUCCCGGCUCCUGCAGUGCUAUCAGCAGCAUCUACAGGAGGAGGGAGAGGAAGACCUGUCCAACUACCUGAGCCACAUUCACAGCUUCAGCCAGGGCAGCUAACACACACUGCCACAUAACAGACUCAGUGAGCACUAAAUGACAAGUGUAAAUAUGUGCAUGUUACAUUCAUGAUGAAUACCAGCUCCUAAAACAAACAAAAAGGUCCGUUCGAGUUUACAAGUUAAAGCUGGUCCAUAAAUAAGGCUCAUUUAUGUACAGAAUAUGCACAGUUUAUGUAACAACAUGUUGCCCACAAACAAUGUGGAUGUUAUUUGACAUCAUCUAGCUAAAUUGUUAGCCAGUGACUUUUUGGAUUAUGAAGGGACACAAUCUACUGGUUCUUAAUGUAGUUAACCCAAAAAAUGUCACAAAAGAAGAUGCUCAUUGUGAAAGUUAAUGGGGUCCAUAACUACACCGGACCCCCUGACUUUCAUUGUUUGGACGAUAAAUAUCAUCUUUUGUGUUCUGCAAAAUAGUCAUAGAACUCUUACAGCUUCAUACAGUCAUAAAGCUUUGGAACAUUUUUGGGUGAACUAUCCUUUUAAUAGGGUAAGCAUUUAAAACAAAUGCAAAGCUGUGGAACAGAUUUCAUAUUUAUUGAGGACACGAACCAUGCACAUAUGACACUGAGAGGAUUUUACUGUACUCAAAUAAUGACUCCACUGUCCUUACCCUGUUAUCUGUCUACAUUUAAUAAUUUAAAACUAUAUUAUCUUUUUUUUUUUUCUCUCAUGCCUGCAUAUAAUUUCUUUAUAUGUACAGAAGCAACCUUAAAUAAUGCCCAUAAAGGAUGUCACAAUGCCAUUUCA